GUCUUUGUUGAUAUCAUCUUUGCCUAUUUCUCGGCGAGAGAUCCUGACAGUGGCGUGACGUCAUAUGAAGUUGCGUGGGGAACUGCACCUGGUUCAACAGAUAUCAAGGAAUUCGAGGAAGUUACCAACACAACGAUAUGGCUUGCUAAGUUCAAAGACAACGCACUUGACGUAGGAAACAAAUACUACGCCACUGUGCGAGCCACAAACGGAGCUGGUCUAUUAUCAGAAAAACUGUCUUCAAACGGGAUUGUAGUCGGCAAGUCGGAAUACAUUUUUGACAACACUUCCACCGCCGAGUUUUUCUUUGAUACGGUGAAUGUUAAAGAAGAUGGAUCGCGCAAGGACGGUGGAGUGGGAAAGACAUACGGGACAUUGAUUGUACCAGAAGGUGCUGUCGAGGAGCAGGUGAAGUUGAGAUCGUACAGUUUGGAUGAGAAAAUAAUGGAUACGAACCAGACUGAGGAGGGUCCUGUUAGCAACCCUAAGUACACUAGGCCCAAGCAAUUCAUGCUUGGAAAUUACAGUUUUGUCAUCAAGGCAUUAGACCCGAAGAAUAACACGGUUAAAGAAGGCUUCAAGUUUGCUGAGCCAAUCACAAUUACCAUGUUCUACGACGUUGAUAACCUGGUGAAAGCCAACAAUGAGCACGUCAAUAAUGAACUCACCAAGGAAGAUAUAGAUCCCGUGUUGUAUCUUUGGGAUCCCAAGAAUGAAACCUGGUUUGAUGCCGCACUCACGUGCCCUGAGCCCUGGAGCUACGUGAACAAGUCGAUUAAACUGUUGACAGUUAAAGUCUGUCAUCUGACUCAGUUUUCGUUCCUUUGGUCAUUCUACGCAAAAAAUGGUCUGGUUUUAUUCGAUAAAAACAGCUCAAUGUACAACGACAAUGGAGCCGUAGAAGUUACCCGUUCCAGACAAGUCACCAAACUGGAAUUUCCAGUACGUAGAGCGAAAGGUUCCCUGGGCGACGUAACUGUGCAAUGGUCUCUGUACCAAAAUGAUUCGUCUGACAGUAUGGAGAUCGUGUGGCCGAAAUCUGGACAGGUGUCGUUAGCUGAUGGUCAGUGGAACGACUCGAUUAUCAUCAACGUCGCCAGUGACAAGAAAGAAGUACACGAGAGUGUGGUUUGGAUCCAGUUAGAUAAAACCACAGGCGGCGCUGUCCUCGCAUCACGUGAUCAAACUACAGCCAAGAUCUUAAUCACUGGAAAUGAAGGAAAGAGUGGGGCCUGGAGAUGGAUUGUGACUGGCGUCUGCUGUGGCGUGUUCCUUAUUGUUGUCGGUGUUCUUGUGUAUUGGCGACGUAAAAAGAAACAAGAGUCACAAAGGAUUGUGGAUAGGAGAACCGAGAUUGAGCUUCCCUUCUGCAGUUCGAUGCGCAGAAAACGAGGCCUGACUGAAAGAAUGUAUGGUAGCAACUUUGAUACACUACAACCCGAUGAAAAAGCUGUUCCACAAAUUUAUGCUGGUGAUAUAGGAACACUGAGUCUUGUUCCAAAAAAUACACAAAUGGCCCUUUCUUCAUUGCCGGACACUCCUGAAAUACAUCGCGUGUGGAACCUCGAGCAGGCUGGUGAUGAGGAAACGGGAAGCCUUAGUAGUGGUGCAGACUCAUUUUUGGAUGAAGGAAGCGACAACGCAAUGCGACCAAUCACUGAAAAAAAGAAAAGCUUUAAACACAGAUUGACAAACCGGCUCAGGAUCACCACGAAAGACAAACACCAUCUUAGCCCUGCAGCAGCCCUCACUCCGGCAAGCAGCGACGAUGAAAUGGAAACGUCUUUCACAUCUUACAAAAGGACAGGAAUGUGUCUAACUAACCCACUGUAUGACUUAGGGUUGAACUCUUCUGCGGAUGUCUCCGGGGCGGAAUCGCCCCUCCCUGAAGAGGGCACCCCAAAGUCCGAAAAACAGAAACAAGUACAUGUGAAGACGAUCAGGGGACAUCGAGUGAACAGCCAGGAGGAUGGGUUUGAUUCGACUGAAAACACCAACAGUCAAGAAAACUCGAUCGGACAUGCCCACAAUACUACCGAGGACUCAACAGUAACAGCCAUUGAAGAAGGCAAAAAUUAAGGGAGCAAAGUCUGUGCGGACAAACAGACAGUUACAUUUUUAAAACCAAAACAUUAAAGAAUUGAAGCAUAUUUUGAGCUGAUUUUUUUUUUUUAAUUAUUGCCUUACUUAUUUCACAACCAUUCAAAUGUUAAUAAUUUUUUUUAAGGAGGACCCAAAGUAUGACGGAGUUUAAUUGAUUAUCAAAUAUAGUAGUGUUUCGCUGCUCCUCGUAAUUCUGAGGUAAUGUGAGUUGUCCUGUUCUGCUUCUGUUUGAAUUUCAUAGAUUUUUUUAAGAUUUGUAGACUUGGUAAAUAGAAUAACACUUGAAAUAAUAAUAUUUCUUCCUGGGAUGUUAGAGAAACUAAAUAAAGCUGCUUUUGAGAUAAUCUCAA
Molecule: messenger RNA, 2453 nt
Organism: Pocillopora damicornis (cauliflower coral)
Lineage: Eukaryota; Metazoa; Cnidaria; Anthozoa; Scleractinia; Pocilloporidae
Biological process (GO): lipid transport
Molecular function (GO): lipid carrier activity; protein binding
Source: RefSeq, a predicted model, not a curated record